AUGCAUCAGACAGGGAACCUCUCAAAGCUCUUGCGCCAUUUCGUCCUCUUGUUUUUCCUGCACCUCUGGCACGGCCACUUCACCAGACCCUUUGCCUGCACAAGAGUUGAGUUGGCACGCUUUCAGGGCGAACGAUGUUUUGGCAUCGCAGUGGAUUCGGAUGCAUGCCGAGUGCAUGCCCUUCACCUCGCAAGCGGCUCUGCCCUGUACACAUUUCAGUGCGACCGCCUAGAUUCGCGGCACGCAGAUCUCGUUGGGCAGGUCUUGAACAAGACCUCCUGCCGCAAAGUGGGGGUUGGACUUGCGGGCAAACUAGAAGCAUUACUGGGGACAUUUCCGUACUUGCAGCUUGAGUCUUGGCUGGAUCUAUCAGAGCACCUGUGGGCAAACUCAAUCACUACCGAGCGUUUAAGCUUGGAGGACAUGUCUCAAUGGCUGUUGCGCCGAACGUGCACUCACGGUAAGCCUGAGAAGCCUCGAGCUGCGGAGUCUCCUGGAGCUUGGGAUCCGGACACAUCGGAUACAUCAGAAACAUCCGACACGGCUUUAGAAGCUACUGAGAGCAGGGACCUUUGGCCACGCGUGGAAGGUCUGGUCAACCUGCGUCAGAUUCAGGAUCGACUGAGCCGUGGUCCACCCAGUUCUGCGGUGGAGAACUUGUGGAAUGCUGCGCCGGCAGCGGCUGAGGCGGACGAGGACGCUUGGCAGGCUCCAGCCCAGCCGGAGCACAUUGAGACCGUCGACGACUGGGGCACGGACACCACCGCAGGCCCCACUGAAAACAGUGUUGUCGAAAGUCCUACCCGCCUGGAGGCAAGUCAAGAAGCCACUGAAGCUUGCGACAACGACGCUAGCAACGGUGAAGCCGGUGCAGAGCAGAUUGAGGAGCCGGCGGACACACACGAGGAUUCGGAGGCAGAGAGCUUGAACAAAGACGUAGCUCUUUGGCUGGGCCAUUUGAACCUCACAGACCACACGCAGGCGGUGCUCGCCUGGUGCGAGGAGAUGGGCGCUGCCUCGCUCGAGGAGGUCAUCGAGAGCAUCGACGACCUGGUGCGAGAGCUGGCGCUGAAGCCUCUGCAGGAGAAGCGACUUCAGAGCAAAGCUGUGGAGGCGCUGGAGAACGUACGAUCCAGGGAGGCUACGCAAGCCAAUGUUGCUGGAUCGGAACCAUCGUCAGCUGCUCCAGGCACGAGCUACUACGAUGGUGCUGGGACGUCAUCGUCCCGCACUGGUUCGAAGGAAACGCGUCCGGUGUCAAAAGCUCAGAGCUUCUACAAGUCUUGCGGCCAGGAAGCAGAGGACAACUACCUCAAGCAACGGCCAACGGAGACCGCGGUUUGGGUCCCUUCUGCCAAGAGCAGUCAAGGUGCCAGGAAGCGGCAAAAAGACCGGACAGCUGCGGCGAACGAGGCCCAGGCAUCCGCUCAGAAAGAGGCUGAGGCAGAGGCUCGUCGAGAAGCAGCGCGACGGCUGGAAGAGCAGUUGCGCGAGGAGAAGGAGCAGAAGCUGCGGGAGUGCCGCGCUCUCUUAGCAGAUGCUUUGGAUCGCACUGACUCGCAGGCAUUCGCAACGGCGCUGGCAGCUGCCAAGAAGGCAGGGCUUUCGCCGGAAGAUGGCAAGGAAGCGCAGGACAAACUUAAUCUCGCGCUUCGCAGGCGAACGCAGCGUCGACAUGAUGCUCUGUGCGCCUUGCAGGCGAGUCUCGAAGCUCCAAAGGAUGAGGGCUUUGGACCGGCGGUGCAGAAGGCCUUGGAGGAGGCCAAAAAAGAGGGAGUGCUGGAGCAUGUGCCGGGUGGUCGCGAAGCAGCCCGAGAUGCUGAGGCUGCUUUGCAUGAGUGGGAAGUGGCCGAGCAACAGCGGCAAGAGUCCCGCAUGGCGCUGCAGUUUGCCCUUCGGCGGGGUGAAGUCGGGGCUUUGCAGGUGGCACUGAGCGAGGCGAAGGCUGCUGGUCUUGCGGACGACUCCGGCUUGAUGGCAGAGGAGACCUUGGGUAUCACCACUGAUGGGCAACCUCUGGAUGAUGUUCAGGACGGCGAUGGCAACUUGCGCAUUGUCCUCUUCUCGUUCCUGGCUCUUCUGUCCACAGCCAUCUUCUACCUUGCCGAAAGCUUAUCCUUCGACACGAUCUUUGAAAUGCUUUGA
Messenger RNA from Symbiodinium natans, 2145 nucleotides. The record is from the annotation of a GenBank genome assembly. Lineage: Eukaryota; Dinophyceae; Suessiales; Symbiodiniaceae.